AUCGAAUUUGGGUUUGGGCCCCUUAGAAACUAUUUGGACCAGCCCAAAUUGUAGUCGGUUCUUCUUGUUGCCCAAGCAUUUGUAAACUCUCCGAUAUAAAGAGAGAGUUGGUUCCCGAAUCUACGCGAAAGAGAGCGAAAUUGGAAUUGGAAGCGAGAAAUGGGUUGGGUGUGGAGGGACGAUGACAACGACGGCGUUAAUCCAUCUGCUUCUGACGUCAUCCCCAGAUCGGACGGUGACCGGUACUCGACGAGGAAGGUGGUGAGGACGCAGUGCAAGACUGAGGAGGUGGAGCCCGGCAAGUUCAUCAGAAAGUGCGAGAAGACCGAGGAGCUUCUCCGCGACUGCGUCGGCCGGCCUGUUGAAGUGGUACAAUCCAACAAAGAGUAUACAGAAGAUGAUGUCACUGACCAGGUGAUGAAAGGGUCCGUGUCUUUUGGGUCAUCAGGCAAUGGAGCAUUCAACUUCCCUGGACUACAGAGUGAUAUCGAUGAAAUUGAACGCAAUGUCUUAGGUGGGCUCAGCCGAUUCUUUGAAGCUGCUGAUGGCUUCUUCAGUUCAUUUGGCAUUCCACACAUCUUUGAUGAGGGACCCUCUACUUCACUACCAUCUCCGAGGAGAGAGAUACCUAUUGACAGCCCUCGUCAGCAGGAAGUUUUUCCCAAAUCAAAUGGCACAAAAUCUGGGGAGGUUGAUCUUUCUGGGUUGGCAAGAGAUGUUUGAGCAAGCCCCGUGCGGAUCACUUUGAAUUUGUCAGCUGGUUUGUUGAGAGGGUGACUAUGUUCACUUCUGGUGAUCCAAUUUGUAUUGCAGUUUCCCUUUCUAAUCAUAGGGUACAUGUCCAUAAGAGAGGACUUUCUAUGAAUGCUUGACUACAAGCCCUUUGCAGGA
Argentina anserina (silverweed cinquefoil) is the source of this 891-nucleotide messenger RNA. Its product is annotated as fra a 1-associated protein. NCBI's taxonomy places the organism in Eukaryota, Viridiplantae, Streptophyta, Magnoliopsida, Rosales, Rosaceae. The transcript is spliced from 2 exons. The record is from RefSeq and is a predicted model, not a curated record. Bases 160 to 723 code for a protein of 187 amino acids.